Messenger RNA from Podarcis raffonei (Aeolian wall lizard), 1698 nucleotides. RefSeq names its product zinc finger matrin-type 4 (gene ZMAT4). The transcript is spliced from 6 exons. The record is from RefSeq and is a predicted model, not a curated record. Bases 436 to 1275 code for a protein of 279 amino acids. Gene Ontology annotation, cellular component: nucleus. NCBI's taxonomy places the organism in Eukaryota, Metazoa, Chordata, Lepidosauria, Squamata, Lacertidae. Gene Ontology annotation, molecular function: zinc ion binding; nucleic acid binding.
CAUGAUUACCAUUUCUCAAAGGGGCUCGCAGGGCACGUGACCUGCUUCCAUUCCAACCUCGGAGAACUUCCUUUGUUUCCCUUGACACCAGUCGGCACAUCGCAAGAUCCAAAGCUUGUCUACAGAACACAUAAUUAGCCUUCCCCAACGCUCUUGAUAACAACAGCAGCUAAACGGAGAGGGAGGCUGCACUAAAGCCGAGAUGGGCCAGCAUAGGAUCAACCAACCAAUCGGAGCCCUGGAGGUGGGGCUUGAGAUCCGGCAAAUAAUUACUAAAUGCAUUUCCAGCCCAGUUGGUCUGGGCUGCUGAAAGAUCUGGCUGCAGAGUGAGAGGGGAAGCAGGAAUCUAAGCACCGGUGUUUGUGGAACGCUGCUGUAGCAUCAACCCUGGACUGCCUCCUGCUGCCUCCUUCCUGUCUUCCUUGGUGAAAGCAGAUGAAGUCAUCAGAUAUUGACCAGGAAUUAUUCACAGAAAGCUACUGCAAAGUGUGCAGCGCUCAGCUAAUAUCAGAAUCGCAGCGUGUGGCUCAUUACGAGAGCCGGAAACAUGCCAGCAAAGUUCGUCUCUACUAUAUGCUCCACCCACUAGAUGGAGGCUGUCCUGCGAAGAAGCUGCGGUCAGAAAAUGGCAGCGACAAUGAAUCGGUGGAUAAGAACAAAUGCUGUACGCUCUGUAACAUGUCCUUUACUUCAGCCGUCGUGGCUGAGUCACACUAUCAAGGGAAAAUUCAUGCCAAAAGAUUAAAACUGUUGCUAGGAGAGCAGCCAACGUUAAAGGCCACAGAGACCAACCUGAGUUCCCUAAAGCAGUCACACCUGGAUAGUUCUCCUGUGGUGUCGUCGCCCCAUCAGAGAAGAGACUCUGACAGGUACUGCCAGCUCUGCACGGCUUGGUUUAAUAACCCAAUGAUGGCACAGCAACACUAUGACGGGAAGAAGCACAAAAAGAAUGCGGCCAGGGCAGAUUUACUAGAGCAACUAGGGAAGACGCUGGAUCUAGGCGAGUUAAGAGGUUGUAAGCAUGAAGCUCCCAGGUUGCUGCUGUCUGACAUGAAGAUGGUCAGAUGUACCAGUGCUCAGGACAAAGCAAAAGGGGGAAGCAAUAUGGGUAUAUUACAAAAGCACCCUAUUGGUGAUGAUGACAGUGAAAAGGCAAACCCGGAAAAAGCCAAGAUGCCAAUGAUUGGAUCUGACAUGUGGGUUCCAAAGUCACAGAGCGAUAUGCUCGGCAAACAUAGUUUGCAAGGUCUUUCCCUGGAUUCAGACAGUUUCUGAUGGGAAAUGUGACAAGAUAAACCCGGAAAAAGCCAGGAUGCCAAUGGAUGGGUCUGACAUGUGGGUUGAGACAUCACGAGGCAGGGAGCAUAGAUUCUUCCUGUGGUAUGGAGGCUUGUAUAGAGUACUAGAGCCUCAUACCAAGCUGAUUUUACUCACUGGGGAUGUUGAGUGCAGAGCGGGGGGGGGGAAUGUGUAUAUUUUCCUAGGCUACCCCAUUGCCCCAUAGAUACUAAGUCUGUUGCUGUUAUAAACAGCAGGUGCACUGAGGUGAGUUCCACUGAUACAGUGGAGGAGAUGCGCCAGGUGCGCAGAUCAGGAGGAGCUACGAAGGGUGAGAAGCCAACCAGGUAUGCUCAGGAGUUUGCUAACACAGCUGUUGCAGAUUUAGCUGUGGCUAGUGGCUUGACACAGGUCUUGAAA